Molecule: messenger RNA, 6245 nt
Organism: Coregonus sp. 'balchen'
Lineage: Eukaryota; Metazoa; Chordata; Actinopteri; Salmoniformes; Salmonidae
Source: the annotation of a GenBank genome assembly
AUGAAGUUGUGUAACCGGGGAGCGCUGAUGCUGGUGACCACGGCGGUAGCCUUCAUAGCGUUCAGCCUGAUGACCAUCGCUGUGGGAACGGACUACUGGCUGUACUCGCGGGGCGUCUGCCGGUCCAAGACCUCGCUCCGUGACAACGAGACCAUCCGCAAGAACGAGGUGGUGAUGACGCACUCCGGGCUCUGGCGCACCUGCUGCCUCGAAGGUGACUGUUAACGGGUUGUUUGUUUGUUUUGAUUGAUUUGACUGGAUUUUUUGGUUAACGGUUUAAACUACAACUAUAGUGGUUUGGGUCAGUUUAAAGUGUUGAUUUGACUGGAUCUUUUGGUUAAGGGUUUAAAGUACAACUAUAGUGGUUUGGGUUAGUUUUAAGUGUUGAUUUGAUUGGAUCUUUUGGUUAAGGGUUUAAACGUUUGUGUGUGUGUCAUUUCUCUUUGCUUAUUUGAGCUGUUCUUGCCCCCCCUACCUUGUCACAACACAACUGAUUGGCUCAAAUGCAUUAAGAAGGAAAUAAAUUCCACAAAUUAACUUUUAACAAGGCACACCUGUUAAUUGAAAUGCAUUCCAGGUGACUACCUCAUGAAGCUGGUUGAGAGAAUGCCAAGAGUGUGCAAAGCUGUCAUCAAGGCAAAGGGUGGCUAUCUCAAAUAUAAAAUAUAUAUUUUGAUUUGUUUAACACUUUUUUGGUUACUACAUGAUUCCAUAUCUGUUAUUUCAUAGUUCUGAUGUCUUCACUAUUAUUUUACAAUGUAGAAAAUAGUAAAAAUAAAGAAAAACCCUUGAAUGAGUAGGUGUGUCCAAACCUUUGACUGGUACUGUGUAUAGAUAUAUAUAUAAAUAUACAUACUGUAUAGUAUACAGUGGCAGUCGGUGCCAUUGGGUUCAGGCUGUCGCUGGGCAACACAGACUUUCAGCUCCCUCCAAAGAUUUUCUAUUGGGUUCAGGUCUGGAGACUGGCUAGGCCACUCCAGGACCUUGAGAUGCUUCUUACGGAGCCACUCCUUAGUUGCCCUGGCUGUGUGUUUCGGGACGUUGUCAUGCUGGAAGACCCAGCCCACGACCCAUCUUCAAUGCCCUUACUGAGGGAAGGAGGUUUAUUGGCCAAGAUCUCGCGAUACAUGGCCCCAUCCAUCCUCCCCUCAAUACGGUGCAGUCGUCCUGUCCCCUUUGCAGAAAAGCAUCCCCAAAGAAUGAUGUUUCUUUGGGUUGUACUCAUCCUUAUUCUUCCUCCAAACACGGCGAGUGGAGUUUAGACCAAAAAGCUAUAUUUUUGUCUCAUCAGACCACAUGACCUUCUCCCAUUCCUCCUCUGGAUCAUCCAGAUGGUCAUUGGCAAACUUCAGACGGGUCUGGACAUGCGCUGGCUUGAGCAGGGGGACCUUGCGUGCACUGCAGGAUUUUAAUCCAUGACGGCGUAGUGUGUUACUAAUGGUUUUCUUUGAGACUGUUGUCCCAGCUCUCUUCAGGUCAUUGACCAGGUCCUGCCGUGUAGUUCUGGGCUGAUCCCUCACCUUCCUCAUGAUCAUUGAUGCCCCACGAGGUGAGAUCUUGCAUGGUGCCCCAGACCGAGGGUGAUUGACCGUCAUCUUGAACUUCUUCCAUUUUCUAAUAAUUGCGCCAACAGUUGUUGCCUUCUCACCAAGCUGCUUGCCUAUUGUCCUGUAGCCCAUCCCAGCCUUGUGCAGGUCUACAAUUGUAUCCCUGAUGUCCUUACACAGCUCUCUGGUCUUGGCCAUUGUGGAGAGGUUGGAGUCUGUUUGAUUGAGUGUGUGGACAGGUGUCUUUUAUACAGGUAACGAGUUCAAACAGGUGCAGUUGAUACAGGUAAUGAGUGGAGAACAGGAGGGCUUCUUAAAGAAAAACUAACAGGUCUGUGAGAGCCGGAAUUCUUACUGGUUGGUAGGUGAUCAAAUACUUAUGUCAUGCAAUAAAAUGCAAAUUAAUUAUUAAAAAAUCAUACAAUGUGAUUUUCUGGAUUUUUGUUUUAGAUUCCGUCUCUCACAGUUGAAGUGUACCUAUGAUAAAAAAUUACAGACCUCUACAUGCUUUGUAAGUAGGAAAACCUGUGAAAUCGGCAGUAUAUCAAAUACUUGUUCUCCCCACUUUAUUUAGUAUAGUUUUAUCUAAAAAGGAUAACUUUUUUAUCGUUUCACUAUUUAUGUUUUUAUGGAAUCCACUGAGGAGGAUGGUCCUCCCCUUCCUCCUCUUAGGAGCCGCCACUGAUAGUCUAGUGAGUGUGCGUAGGGUCAGUGCAUGAUAGAUAGUUCAGGUACCAUUCAUUGACUAAUUGACUACGGCCCCAGUGAUGUGCUGGUCUGCACCAGCCUCUGUAGCACCAUGUGAUUGAGGGCGGUGCUGUUGCCAUACCAAGCGGUGAUGUAGCCAGUCAAGAUGCUCUCGAUGGUGCAGCUGUAUAACAUUUUUGAGGAUCCGAGGGCCCAUACCAAAUAUUUUCGGCCUGCUGAGGGGGAAGAGGCGCUGCCGUUCCCUGUUCACGACUGUGCGAGUGUGUGUGGACCAUGUUACGUCCUUAGUGAUGUGGACGCCAAGGAACUUGAAGCUCUUGACCCGCUCCAUAACAGCCCCGUCGAUGUGGAUGGAGGCGUUGCUCUCCCCUCUUUCUCCUAUAGUCCACCAUCAGCUCCUUGGUCUUACUGACGUUGAUGGAGAGGUUGUUGUCCUGGCAACACCCUGCUAAGUCUCUGACCUCCUCCCCUGUAGGCUGACUCAUUGCCGUCGGUGAUCAGGCCUACCACCGUGGCGUCGUCGGCGAACUUGAUGAUGGUGUUGGAGUCGUGCGUAGCCACAAAAGUCGUGGGUGAACAGGGAGUACAGGAGGGGGCUGAGCACGCACCCCUGAGGGCCCCCCCCCCCAUGUUGAAGGUCAGCGUGGCCGAGGUGUUGUUGCCUACCCUCACCACCUGGGGGCGGCCCGUCCAGGAUCCAGUUGCAGAGGGAGGGGUUCAGUCCCAGGGUCCCUAGCUUGGUGAUGAGCUUGGAGGGGGACUAUGGUGUUGAACGCUGAGCUGUAGUCUAUGAACAGCAUUCUCACAUUAUUUCCCCUCUUAUGCAGGUGGGAAAGGGCAGUGUGAGAGGGCGACUGAGAUUGCAUCAUCUUGUGGCUCUGUUGGGGCGGCAUCAGCAUUGGAGUGGGUCCAGGGUGUCUGGGAUGAUGAUGUUGACGUGUGUCAUGACCAGCCUUUCAAAGCACUUCAUCGUUACAGAUGUGAAUGCCUACAGGGUCGACAGUCAUUUAGGAAGGUUACCUUGGAGCUGACGGGAACAAGGGGGGACAAUGGUGGUCAGCUUGAUUAGAGACAAGGAGAGAUUUAAAAUGUCCGUGAAGACACUUGGCAGCUGGUCUGAGCUCUGAGAACACAUCCCUGGUGUUCUGUCUAUUCUGACUCACACACACACACACACACACACACACACACACACACACACACACACACACACACACACACACACACACACACACACACACACACACACACACACACACACACACACACACACACACACACACACACACACACACACACACACACCCACACACACUCUAAUGUUUGCUGACCUCUAUCUGUUAAACAUCAAAGUGGUUUAAUGAGUUGGGCACAUUGUUAAAAGGACAUCAAUGAUGUGUGUGGGUGUGUUUGCAUGUGUGUGGGUGUGUAUUGAGGACCAUUGAACAGUUAAAAGCCCCUUUGGGAAGAUUGCUCCAGGACAGUUUCUGCUCUGCUCUGACCUGGCUGUUAGCAGAUGUACAGGUAACUACCAAAAUAAAGGAAACAGUUUCUGCUCUGCUCUGACCUGGCUGUUAGCAGAUGUACAGGUAACUGCCAAAAUAAAGGAACCAGUUUCUGCUCUGCUCUGACCUGGCUGUUAGCAGAUGUACAGGUAACUACCAAAAUACAGGAAACAGUUUCUGCUCUUCUCUGACCUGGCUGUUAGCAGAUGUACAGGUAACUACCAAAAUACAGGAAACAGUUUCUGCUCUGCUCUGACCUGGCUGUUAGCAGAUGUAACUACCAAAAUAAAGGAAACACCAACAUAUAAACCUGUAGGAGUUUGACCCUUCAGAACACUGUUAGCUUCAUAUCGUGUACCUGUUUCAGCCAGCUUCUUCUUCUGUUGUAUUUGGCUUGGUGGUAAUGUGACACAGUCUGUCCUGGGUUGGCGUGGCAACCAUGGUGACACUCCAUCAUAGAGUCAAUAUGGGAGGUCAAUACAGUAGUAGGCUUAUCUCCUCAGUGCUAUACACACACACACACACACACACACACACACACACACACACACACACACACACACACACACACACACACACACACACACACACACCCCUGAACACCUCUGUUCUCUGUGUAGGGACAUUCAGAGGGGUGUUUAAAGAAACCCCCUGAACACCUCUGUUCUCUGUGCAGGGACAUUCAGAGGGGUGUGUAAAGAAAUCCCUAGAACACCUCUGUUCUCUGUGCAGGGACAUUCAGAGGGGUGGUUAAAGAAAUCCCUGAACACCUCUGUUCUCUGUGCAGGGACAUUCAGAGGGGUGUGUAAAGAAACCCCCUGAACACCUCUGUUCUCUGUGCAGGGACAUUCAGAGGGGUGUGUAAAGAAACCCCCUGAACACCUCUGUUCUCUGUGCAGGGACAUUCAGAGGGGUGUGUAAAGAAACCCCUGAACACCUCUGUUCUCUGUGCAGGGACAUUCAGAGGGGUGUGUAAAGAAACCCCUGAACACCUCUGUUCUCUGUGCAGGGACAUUCAGAGGGGUGGUUAAAGAAACCCCCUGAACACCUCUGUUCUCUGUGCAGGGACAUUCAGAGGGGUGUGUAAAGAAACCCCCUGAACACCUCUGUUCUCUGUGCAGGGACAUUCAGAGGGGUGUGUAAUGAAACACCUCUGUUCUCUGUGCAGGGACAUUCAGAGGGGUGUGUAAAGAAAUUGAUUAUUUCUUAGAGGAUGCUGACUAUGAGCAGGAUGCUGCAGAAUACCUACUGAGUGAGUACACACACACACACACUUAUACAUCACAUAAUGAAUUUUGAGUGUAAUUUUGACUUUCCUUUGUGUGUGUGUGUGUGGUGUGUGUGUGUGUGUGUGUGUGUGUGUGUGUGUGUGUGUGUGUGUGUGUGUGUGUGUGUGUGUGUGUGUGUGUGUGUGUGUGUGUGUGUGUGUGUGUGUGUGUGUGUGUGUGUGUGUGUUGAAGGAGCGGUGAGAGCCUCCAGUAUAUUCCCCAUAAUGAGUGUAGGUCUGUUGUUUCUGGGAGGAGUGUGUGUGGCCGGCAGCGAGUUCUACAAGACACGACAUAACGUCAUCCUCAGCGCCGGGAUACUGUUCGUCUCCGCAGGUCGGCACACACAUACACACACACACACACACACACACACACACACACACACACACCGGUAGCACACACACACACACACACACACACACCGGAAGCACACACAGGAUGCAUACAUACACUCUUCUAAGUACCUCUCUCUUUCUCUCUCUCUCUCUCUCGCCCUCUCUCUCUCUCUCUCUCUCUCUCUCUCUCUCUCUUUCGCUCUCUCCCUCUCCCUCUCGCUGUCUCUCUGUCUCGCUCCCUCUCUGUCUCUCUCUUUCUCUGUCUCUCUCGCUCUCUCUGUCUCUCUCUCUCUCUCUCUCUCUCUCUCUCUCCAGGCCUCAGUAACAUCAUUGGCAUAAUUGUCUACAUAUCAGCUAACUCUCUCUCUCCACUCUCCAGGCCUCAGUAACAUCAUUGGCAUAAUCGUCUACAUAUCAGCUAACUCUGGUGACCCAGGUCAGAGUGACAGUAAGAAGAGUUACUCCUACGGCUGGUCCUUCUACUUUGGGGCGAUCUCCUUCGUCCUGGCUGAGAUGGUGGGUGUCCUGGCGGUACACGUCUUCAUAGAGCGACACCGACAGCUCCGUACCCGUGGCCGCCCUUCCCUCACCAAACCCCCCCUGUUCCGCUCCGCCUCCUACUGCAACCGUUACAACCGCUACAGACGCCGCUCCAGUUACCGCGGCAACAUGGACUCUCGUUACUCGAUAUCGUCGGCGGGGCAGCUGCGACCUCGUGAGCCCUCGCCGUUGCCGGCGGCCCUGUACGUGUCAAAGGUUGUCGCCGCGGGUCCAUCGGGGUCGGAGCCCAAACUAACCCCGCCCAAUAACAAGAUGGCCGCCGCAGGAGGAGAAGGAGGAAGAGGGUGGAUGUCGGGAGGAGCGUUAUCCCGUCACCACUGA